This is a messenger RNA of Moesziomyces antarcticus, 1017 nucleotides long. RefSeq names its product spliceosomal zinc finger-containing protein. Gene Ontology annotation, molecular function: metal ion binding. Gene Ontology annotation, cellular component: U2-type spliceosomal complex. The record is from RefSeq and is a predicted model, not a curated record. NCBI's taxonomy places the organism in Eukaryota, Fungi, Basidiomycota, Ustilaginomycetes, Ustilaginales, Ustilaginaceae. Gene Ontology annotation, biological process: snoRNA splicing. The transcript has a single exon. The coding region runs from base 1 to 1017 and encodes 338 amino acids.
AUGGACGCAUCGACACAAUCAGCGGCCUCUGAGCCCGUGGUGAUGUUCAAGCGCAAGCGCGGCCCACCCUCUCGAGCUGCACCUGCCGCCACUGCGAGCCCCUCGACUCCUUUAUCCAGCGCAGCGCCAGGGCCGUCUCGUGCAUCCCAGGCGGUGCUGAACACCAGCUCUAGCGACUCGGACAGCGAUGCUGAUUCGGACGACGAGGUGCGAUCACGGUCCGCCGUAGUCACCAAGAAGAAGCGCACCAACCACAAUCCGCUCGUCCAGUCCACCGGCGCCGUACGCAAGCAACCGCGCCCCGACACCGCCCCUGACUCGGAAGACGACAUCUACCCUCCCCCUUCUGCACCAGCCAGCACAGCAGCCACGAGUAUACAGAAGGUCAGAGACUAUGCAACACGCCAUAGCAACUGGGACCUCGACGCUACACCGACCGAUGCGGGGGAGUCGGCGAGCAAUGCGGAUGGGCUGUAUCGGGGUUCGAAGGGGUAUGCGUCGUACAUUGCUGCGCGGGAUGACGGCAAGUCGUCCAAGAUGCGCUCGCGCGGACCCAUACGACAAACCACCACUGUACGAACAACCUCGCUGAUGGACUACCAACCCGAUGUGUGUAAGGACUACAAGGAGACUGGAUACUGCGGCUUCGGCGAUACGUGCAAGUUCCUCCACGACAGAUCGGAUUAUCUUGCCGGCUGGCAACUCGACUUACCAAACUCCACCGCCCGCACAAGGGAAGAUGUGCUACUUUCCGAUCCAGAGGAGGAGGAAGAGGUGCCGUUUGCAUGUCUGAUCUGCAGACAGGCGUUUACUGCGCCGGUGGUGACAAAGUGCGGCCACUACUUUUGUGAGGCGUGCGCGCUGGGCAGGUUUGCAAAGACGUCCAAGUGCUUUGCGUGCGGUGCGCAGACGGGCGGGUUGUUCAAUGCGGCGACAAAGGUGCUCGAGCGCAUGAACAAGACCAAGGCCGCCAAACUGCACACGAAAAACAGCUGGAAACAGCUCGAUGUAGACUAG